Impatiens glandulifera is the source of this 1129-nucleotide messenger RNA. Its product is annotated as probable carboxylesterase 18. The transcript has 2 exons. Gene Ontology annotation, molecular function: hydrolase activity. Lineage: Eukaryota; Viridiplantae; Streptophyta; Magnoliopsida; Ericales; Balsaminaceae. Bases 18 to 1019 code for a protein of 333 amino acids. The record is from RefSeq and is a predicted model, not a curated record.
UCUACCCUAAAAUAAAAAUGGAGAAGAGUAAGAUUUCAAAAUCUCCAUCAAUGCCAUUAAAGACUCGCAUUUCUCUAGCCCUCUUAACCGGCGUCACCGACGCCGCCUGCCGCCGUGACGGAACCGUGAAUCGCGGCCUUAUAAAUUUCUUCAAACAAGUAUCUCCGGCCAAUAAAACGCCGGUCAACGGCGUCAAGACCGCCGACAUCACCGUCGAUCCAGAACGCAACCUUUGGUUCCGCGUUUUCAUCCCGACCGAUUCGACCACCGCCGCGUCACUUCCUGUGAUUGUUUUCUUCCACGGCGGCGGAUUUAUGUUUCUCAGUGCCGAUACUAAGCAUUACGACGCAGUUUGUCGCCGAUUUGCAAGGGAGAUUGGCGCGAUUGUUGUAUCUGUUAACUAUCGGCUAACACCGGAGAAUCCUUAUCCGGCUCAGUAUGAUGAUGGGUUUGAUGUACUUAAAUUCUUGGAUGAGGAGGAUGAGAAGAUUGAAAAUGCAGAUCUUUCACGUUGCUUCCUUGCCGGAGAUAGUGCCGGCGGUAAUAUUGCUCACCAUGUGGCCAAAAGAUUCAGUGAAAACAACUUUCAAAGACUAAAGGUGAUUGGAAUGAUAGCAAUACAACCAUUCUUUGGAGGAGAGGAGAGAUUAGAGUCUGAGUUGAGACUAUCUUUCAUUGUUAACAUCAAGAGAACCGAUUUCGUGUGGAAGGCCCUUCUACCCCACGAAGGAAGGGACCACGAGGUGAUCAAUGUGAGCGGUCCGAGGGCAGUUGACAUUUCGGCACUGUCUAAUUUUCCUCCGGUUAUGGUGGUUAUCGGAGGACUAGAUGGUCUGCAAGAUCGACAGCGAAACUAUUGCGAUUGGUUAAAGAAGAAUAACAAAGAGGUGAAGAUUUGCGAGUUUCCAACUAUGUUCCAUGCUUUCUACCUUUUUCCUGAAGUGCCCGAAUCAACUCAACUCAUUUCCAAUGUGAAGGAGUUUGUUAUUGAGCGGUUGUCAUCACAUGCUAAUAAUUAAAUUAUAUUUGAUUAUAUGUAACCAUCUCAUUCAUUUGGGUGAUAAUUAUGAUCAAACCAAACAUUUAUUUACUUUUGGAUAUGUUGUAAUGGAUUUUAAUUAUGUUGGAU